AUGUUCCUGCUAGUAUUUGGUGUAUGUGUUUGUACAAUUUUUUACAUUUGUUGGAAAUUCGUUUCAUCAACACCGCAAUUCAACCAACAAAAGAAAACAACCGAUUUUAUCGAAUACUCAGACAAUUCAAUAGUACCUCUUAACACUAUUGAUGAAUCACAAUUAUCAACCACAAGUAUCUGUGAUACAAAUGCUCAUUUUAUUCGUAGUACAUUAGAAUGUCUUCCAGAUGAAAUUCUUCUUGAUGUAAUUAGCUAUUUGAAACCCUAUGACAUAUAUCAUAGUCUUCAUAAUUUAAAUAAUCGUUUGAAUUCGAUUAUCAAUGAUUUUCAAUUGAAUUUUCAUCUGGACAUCUCCCACAUUGCCAAACGUGAAUACGAUUAUUGUCUUCUAUCGAUCUUAUCCUUACCAUCCGUGCUUUGCCGACUUCAUUCUUUACACAUAUCGAACGAUGAAACCUACGGUGCUAUUGCACUCUUUAUACGUGAAUAUCCUUCGUUAACAAUUCCAUCGCUUCGUUCACUUUCGCUUCUCGAUGCUACCACAUCUCAAAUCAAAUCUCUUCUUGUUAGAUUAUCACCUCAACUAGAAACUCUUUCAAUCGUGACCAAUCGAACAAUUGACAUGAAUGACAAACGCUUUAUUUGUCAAUAUCUCCUCAAACAUUCAACACUUCGCUCAUAUCGCUUAUCGCUCUGCGAUGGUGUCGAUUGUGAUGAAACGAUUCUAAGCCAUUCGUCCAGAAAUCGAUUAGAAACGAUUUCCAUUGAUUUAUCCUAUUUUCAAAAUAUCCUUUCGCUUCUUUCUUUUAUUCCAAAUGUUAAACGAUUAACAAUCAAUAUCAAUCAGCAGAAGUAUUACAAUCAAGAUUAUAAUGCCGCUGCAUUUGAUAUGAUUCGUUUGUAUGUACCAGUUCAGUUGAGUUAUUUCAAUUUAAAUUUGCGUUUUUCAAAUGUGGAAUUCGAACAUAUCGAACAAUUACUGAAUUGUUUAGUCAAUUUGAAACAUCUGUGUUGUUCAUCAUUUCGUGCUGAACUUGUCGAUGGCUAUCGAUGGGAACGUGUAUUGAAACGUUUACCAUUACUCCGACGUUUUGAAUGUGUAAUGACAACGUAUAUUUACCAUUCACUUGAUUUAAAUCUAAUCUCUCAAUCCUUUCAAACCUCGUUCUGGAAGGAAAACAAUUGGUCAGUAAUUUGUGAUUAUUUCCAGUGUCUUUCGCGUUUAACAAUUUACACAAUACCAUUUUAUAAAAAUUUGUUCAUUUCAACAUUGAAUGGUUCCCAACCAUUGAAUGACACCGAUGAUCAAAGUGUACUAUUGGAGAAUGCCUACGACAAAGUCACUCAUCUGAAAGUAUCAGUGCAAGGUUUGUAUUCGGAGACUACACCAAUUCGUAAAUUUCGUUAUGUUACAUCGUUAUCCAUCUGUGAUGGUGAAUCAUAUAGUGAUCAUUCGAAUAGUUCUCUUGUUUCGUAUUUAUCCUCUACUAUUGACUUGACAAAGAUUCGCCAUUUAAAACUUUACUCCUUACUCUCUGGUCAUACAUUGUUUGCACUUCUUUGUAAAGCACCAAAUAUUCAUUGUUUAAGUUCGUCGUAUCAUAAUCUUCUGCAAAUGAUAAACGAUUUCGGCGAUGUCUGGUUAUGUUGGUUAUUGAAUAUGAUGAUCAAGAAACUGACUUUAUCCUAUGGACGUUUGACAUUGUCGAUCGUUGAUCAAUUUGUCGAAUUGUUUUCGAACGUUGAACAUUUAUCUCUAUGUAUGAAUAUGGAUGAUGUCGAUUUUCAAGAAAUUCUCCUUAAACUUAUACAAAAUUUCAAACAUCUAUCUUCAAUACGCAUACGCCUAGCAGGCAAACUAACGGAACACUUUCAAGUUCAAACAUUAACAUGGCUAUCAACAAAUGCGGAACUACAUUCGGAAUUUAAUGAUAAUUUUCUCGACAUCUGGAUGACAUGA
This is a messenger RNA of Adineta ricciae, 1962 nucleotides long. NCBI's taxonomy places the organism in Eukaryota, Metazoa, Rotifera, Eurotatoria, Adinetida, Adinetidae. The record is from the annotation of a GenBank genome assembly.